AUGGAUAACAAGCGACGCCAUGUAUGUAAACCUUUAGGGAAACAAGAUUCCGCCGAUAAUAGUGAUGUGCGGUUAGUUUCAAAAGCAGUUGCUAUUGGUAUUUGGGAAAAAGGUCAACCAGAUCAUAACUGGGCUUUGUAUGAUCGACCGAUAUGUGGCAAGUGUAGAAAAUUUUAUGAAAAUAAAUAUCUAACGCACGAAAUGCGUAGCAAAGCUGAUACAGUUUUUGGUAAGUGA
This is a messenger RNA of Rotaria sp. Silwood2, 237 nucleotides long. Lineage: Eukaryota; Metazoa; Rotifera; Eurotatoria; Philodinida; Philodinidae. The record is from the annotation of a GenBank genome assembly.